Molecule: messenger RNA, 1002 nt
Organism: Aspergillus oryzae RIB40
Lineage: Eukaryota; Fungi; Ascomycota; Eurotiomycetes; Eurotiales; Aspergillaceae
Product: carbon-nitrogen hydrolase family protein
Exons: 3
Coding region: 1-1002 (333 amino acids)
Molecular function (GO): catalytic activity
Source: RefSeq, a predicted model, not a curated record
AUGACUACCCCACAGCCGUCCCAAGUCCGUGUUGCCGUGACCCAGGCCGAGCCCGUUUGGCUCGACCUCAAAGCAACCGUCGACAAGACAUGCAGCCUCAUCGCUGAGGCCGCCUCCAAGGGCGCCCAGCUGGUGUCCUUCCCCGAAUGUUGGAUUCCGGGCUAUCCAGCUUGGAUCUGGACACGCCCCGUCGACCAGGAGCUACACUCACGCUACAUUCAGAACUCGUUGACGGUUUCAUCCCCCGAAAUGACUCAAAUCUGCAAAUCCGCCAACGAAAACAAUGUCAUCGUCGUCCUCGGCUUCUCCGAGAACAUCCACAACAGCCUCUACAUCUCCCAAGCGAUCAUCUCGAAUACGGGAUCCAUCCUCACCACCCGCAAGAAGAUCAAAGCCACACACAUGGAGCGCACCAUCUUUGGGGACGCAUUCGCCGACUGCCUCGACAGUGUCGUGGAGACUGCCGUUGGACGAGUGGGCGCCUUGUCGUGCUGGGAGCAUAUCCAGCCCUUGCUAAAGUAUCAUACAUGCGCGCAACGAGAAGCGAUCCACGUCGCGGCGUGGCCGCCAUUGUUUGAGUGGGGCGGGCCGGAGGAUGAGAGUCUGUUCUCUAUGUCGAGGGAUGGAACUAUUGCGCUCGCACGUACCUACGCCAUUGAAUCAUCCUCAUUUGUCCUCCACACGACGGCGGUCAUCAGCCAAGAGGGCGUCGAAAAGAUGCGUACCGCCACAGGCGCGAUAAUGAACAUGCCUGGUGGUGGAAGCUCGGCUAUCUUUGGCCCCGACGGCCGGCUUCUUUCCAAGCCUCUGCUGCCGACCGAGGAGGGUAUUAUCUAUGCCGAUCUAGAAAUGCAUGAUAUUUACAAGACCAAGGCCUUUGUGGACGUUCUGGGCCACUACAGCCGGCCGGAUCUGCUGUGGUUGGGCGUGGGAUCUUGCGAUAGGAGGCAUGUGAAGGAGGACGCCGAGGAAAGGAGAGAAGACCGAGUCGAGGUUCUGUGA